Molecule: messenger RNA, 372 nt
Organism: Heterobasidion irregulare TC 32-1
Lineage: Eukaryota; Fungi; Basidiomycota; Agaricomycetes; Russulales; Bondarzewiaceae
Exons: 3
Coding region: 1-372 (123 amino acids)
Source: RefSeq, a predicted model, not a curated record
AUGGGGCAUGGAUCGUUUCUCUUACAACGUUCUCAGACACGACCCUCAAGCACGACAAGUUUACUGAACGUCAGGGAUUCUUCUAGCGACAUGGGCCGCAAGGACUGUGGCGACACUGUUGUGGCAUGUGGGCCUUCGCUCUUUCUUUCUCUGAAUUUCUGGCCGGCGACUUUGGCCUGUGUUCUGUGUUCUUCUGUUCUGCUUAUCUUCUUAUUCUUCCUAGGUCUUCUUGCUCAUCCCCUGGGGGUUCAUUCCCGUCGCUGCUCUUGUCUUGCUCGCCGCUCUGUGUUUUUGCUCGCCCUGCUCUGCGUUGCUUGUCUCGUUCCUGAUUUCUCGUUCCUUAGCUUGUCUUACACAUCCUCCUCUUUGUGA